AAUCUUACUAUUGUACUGUAUCACUAAUCCAACCGCAAGGCCUUGCUUCCGCGCUGAUCAAAUCCUGAGCUAACAAGGCGGAGCUGGACUAGAACCAUGAGUCUAAACAUCUCGCCAACCUCGCUCGUCGAACAGCUGUUCCUCGACCUCUCCAUCCAAGAAGUCCUCACCGACACCACAAACUUCGUCGAGCCCUGGAAAGGCAUGUACAUCGAUGCGAUCAAUGACGGCCGAUACGGCGACGCAAUUUGGGCACGAUACCAUAUCUACGGCGAUCCGGAACCCAUGCCAUGUGCUUGCAACCCGGCGAGUCAGAUGACGGCCAUGGAGCAAAUCAAGGAAGACGCCCUGGCAUACCGGGUCAACGACCCCGACAUAUACUUUGAGGCUUUGUUAUUCUAUGCGACGACGAGUGCUGCUGAUGGGCAUGUUGAUGUUAUUGAGGUCAUCGCAAACUUGAGCGAGGAGGAUAUUGCGGAGUUCAAGGCCAAAGAAGAGGAAGAGCGUGAGGAUGAAUCUGAUUGAGCUUAUAACGUCAGCGGCCUUCUGGCAGCGGUAUUCGACCUUGGGGCCAGGAUUUGGGUGUUUCUCUGAGUUGUCGCUGUUUAUGAGCUUGGUUGCUAAGCAGGUUUAGAGAAGGCUGGAGGGGUCGGGGCCGGGUGUCUUGGAGGCCGUGAUGGUGAAGUGUGCUGCGGUUAUGGUCGGAAUAGAGAUGGGCAAAAGUUGAGAAAAU
This is a messenger RNA of Aspergillus calidoustus, 733 nucleotides long. NCBI's taxonomy places the organism in Eukaryota, Fungi, Ascomycota, Eurotiomycetes, Eurotiales, Aspergillaceae. The record is from the annotation of a GenBank genome assembly.